This is a messenger RNA of Metarhizium robertsii ARSEF 23, 2769 nucleotides long. RefSeq lists its product as uncharacterized. Lineage: Eukaryota; Fungi; Ascomycota; Sordariomycetes; Hypocreales; Clavicipitaceae. The transcript has a single exon. The record is from RefSeq and is a predicted model, not a curated record. The coding region runs from base 1 to 2769 and encodes 922 amino acids.
AUGAUGUUUGAAUUCAUGAGCAGUUUUACGCCAGCUGUGCCAGAUCCAAAGGUUCUUGCGGCAACAAGGCAGGCGGAAGCAUUGGAAAAUAUGCUUGCCAAAGACGCGUCCAAGGUCGCUCAAGUCUAUCCUUGGGUGGCUGACCUCAGAGCCUCCCGAAUCCCCGAUUCUGAAAUUGUAGAGGCCAUGAUCAAAACAGAAAAUGUUACAUGGAUGGAAGAUGCUCUGGACCUGGAGGGCGAAAAUUAUGGUUGGAGAGAAACACCGGAGCGCAAAGAGACGCCUCGCCAUCUGAACCACUUAGAGCAUGGGUGUGUUCAUCGUCUUCCCCGGCUUGCAGAAUCGAGCCAACGAAUUCCAUCCGAUGAGCAUAAGCCAGAGUCAAGUUCGUUUGCAAAUACUGUUGAUACUCUUGCUGUUUUUGCUCAGCGAGAACAAGUUGUCUUCAAGCAUUGUGGUGUCGGUGGCGUAUUGCAUCCAAACGUACGGGUUGGCAACAAUCACGGGUUGGUCAGCUUCCGACGCGAUCGCGCCUCUGUCAUUUACGGAGACGAGAUCGAUGACACAGACAGGACCUAUUACUGGCGGACCCCGUGGAGCUUUAGCCCAACACCACUCAGGACUGGACGCAUGCACCGACGGCUUGGUGAGCCGAAUGAAUGGAUUCAAUAUGCAAAGGACAGCGCCUGCUUAUCUUCUGGUCCUCUGGCUAUUGAUUGGACAUUUGAUCGCUUUGAUCUCCCUCAAAGUCCAUCCAAAGAAGAAGAGUGGCACGAAGGUUUGCUGAAAUACAAUGUUAGCAUUCUCAAGGAGUUGCUGCUUGCUAUGGAAGAACUGAACAGGCUGGGUGGAUGUUGCAAGUCCUUUCCCAUUUUCAUCAAGCUAGGCAGCUCCAGCAGACUCACUGCUGUCGACGUAGCCUUUGACAAUGUCCGGGAAUUUGUUCGUCAGUUAAGCAUGCCUCUGACAGAGACAUAUCCCCAGCCAGUUCUCCGAGAUGGGGAUUGGAGGCACGAUAUAUGCAAAUGGACUCGCAGCACUUUUAGUGAUUUGUUUGGCGAAGAGGGUGAAACUGACUUCCUCCUUUACCGGUCGACAAGAAUUAACGGCAUUGCUUUCUAUGUAAUGCAUAUGGCCGCUUUAUUUGCACAAAUCUUCUCCGUCGGACUUGCCACAUUCUGUCGAGGCCACUGCUCCGAUUUCUACUUGCCUGUACUGUCUCGCACAAUCGAAAAGUUUCAUCUCUUGGGUGCUGGGCCAACUGGACCAUAUGUUAUCGUCGAGAGGGCUGAGCUGUCUUGUCUGGGGGACAUGCUCCACAGACCCGUAUGGGUUUUCCGUUUGGAAGAACCCUUAUCGACGGGUUCGAACGAGUUUCAAAUGGCGAUCAUGUCCCAAGAGAGAUAUGACAUCCAAGCUAGACUCUCCCAAAUCUUCGAUAUCUGGGAUGCGAGCAUUGUAUUCUACAGGAACGAAGACGUCAAAUCUGUCAAAAUAAGCAUCGGGGGUGGCUUCCUCUCCCUCUCCAAGGCCCACGGGCCCUUACAUGUACCAGCCGAUUCAAUGCUCCACUGGUCGGCUAUAGAUGAUGGCGGCUCCUUGCCCAUCUCAUAUCUCGAGGACGACCGAAAUGUUAUUGUAGGUGCUGUUGCCGUCAAUGCAGGUUGCGCGCUGCGUUCCGAAGAUUGUCAACGUCCCCUAGCAAGCAUAUUGGUUGACCUCCGGACUCACCCAGGUGGCUGGAAGACAGUUUCUAGAUCUGCCGGAGGCACUCUCGGCCUUGGCGGAGGACAUGUGGCUCCUGCUACUAUGUCUACAACGGCCAGUGUCACACAACAACGUUUUGACCCGACCUUUGUGAAGGGGAGUCAAGUGCAACAGUGGAACAGGUCUUCCCAUGAUUUGACCAUCCUUAAUGCUCCGUGGGGACUCGAGCUCAGCCUUUGCACAGGUGUGGUACGGAGAGUGCCUCUCAGAACUCUCCUAAAUCAGACUGUAGUAGAUUACCUUCAGUCUAAGCUUGCCGCUAGAAAUAUUGGAGGCGACGCCCAAGCCAUCGCUGGAACGCUCGAUCGGAAUGUCAUCGAGCGAAUCCAACAAGCUGCCUCUAAUAGCGAUGCUGCUGCCAUAUGGACCGACCUCAGAGCCAAUCAUCCCGCUCAAUUUAAUGCCAUCGCAGUUGCCCUCGAGAACUUUGUCGACGCGAUACAGUGCUCGCGUGUUGACAAGAAGAACCUCUUGCUUUGGUGGCCCGAGCCGCACGGGUCGACCGAUAGAGGGAUCAAAUUCGAGCAAUCAUGGUGCCAGGGGGAUUCAUGGAUCCCCAUUCUAGAAGAUACCGAGACAUGCGCCAUCUUUGGUCUGGCGACAUGUACUUGCCUGACUUGCGUGGUUUGUAUGGACAACAGUGAUACAACCAGGGCUUGUCAAAAUCGCGACUGGUCAGCAGGCGCUCCAAGGCCACUGAAGGAGAGACAGCUCAUUCUCAAUACCGGUAUUGUCGCAGUGGGCGGAGCCAGAGCAAUCCCGAACCUCAGACUUGAUGAGCGACUCAUUCUCAACAGUUAUAAGGCAGAGAGACAUGUAUUUAAGGUCCGAGGGAUAACCGAAGGCGCUCCAAGCGUUCUUGAAUAUCGCGGCCUAUGGUCCCGUCCUGCUAUUGCAUUGUAUAACCUGUUUAACCAUAACAUCCAAAUGAGGAAUGUGCGUGAGAGCGCCGACUAUUUGACGACAGGGCUAGAAGUUCUUGUAGUAUAUCGGCAACCAUAG